CCACUUUCCUAGAAUCAGCUCCAACCGUCUCCCAUACACACCUUCCGGCCCAUUCAUUCUCACGACAUUCUGCCGUCUGCCCCUCUAGCCGAACCUCCUUACGAAACAUACCAUAACCCACGAAUUCCAGCACGACUCCAGGAUACUGCAUAUCGCCGCCUGGCCUCGUCCGUCCGAAUCCUCCGCCUUCGCCCUCGCCCUCGACGGGCGCACCCUCGACCCCACCAUGGCCGUCUCCAUCCAAGACCGCACCGAAGAAUUCCGCGCCAUUCUCGCGCAAGCCCAACGCAAACAAGCCCUGUCCAAACCCCUCGCCUCGCGCCAAUCCCUCGUCACCUCGUCGCAAAAGUCCCCCUCAAAUGGCACCACCACCAAACGGCAGCGCUCCGAAUUCGCGCGCCGCGCCGCAGACAUUGGCCGCGGCGUUAGCGCGACCAUGGGCAAGCUGGAGCGGCUGGCGCAGCUGGCGAGGCGGAAGACGCUGUUUGACGAUCGGCCCGUCGAGAUCAACGAGCUCACGUUUGUGAUUAAGCAGGAUCUGGCCACGUUGACGGGCCAGAUUAGGGAGUUGCAGGCGUUGACGGCGAAGCAGCAUCCGCCCACAAAGCCUGGUGUUGAUCAGGAGGGGGAGCAUAAUCACCAGGUGGUGGAUAUGUUGAACAAGAAGGUGCAAGCUGUUGGGGUCAACUUCAAGGAUGUGCUGGAGGUGCGGACGAAGAACAUCCAGGCCUCGAGGUCGAGGACAGAGGCAUUUGUGUCUAGCGCCGCGAGCCAUUCGCAGGCGCAGAUGGACCCGACGAGGACGGAUUCGCCGCUCUAUCAGGCGCCGCAAAGAGGCCGUUCUCCGGGUUUUCAGACCACGAGUGCGGCGCAGCAAGAUUUGCUUUCCUUGGACCCUUCGGGAUCGUCGGCUCUGAUGCGUGCGGGACCACAGUCGGAUGCGCAACUCCUGCUCAUGGAAGAAGCACAGCCUCAGAAUUCGUAUAUCCAAGAAAGAGGACGGGCGAUAGAGUCAAUUGAAAGCACGAUCAAUGAGCUCGGAAGCAUCUUCAGUCAAUUAGCACAGAUGGUGUCGGAACAAGGCGAGCAGAUUGAGCGCAUAGACGCGAACACCGAGGAUGUGGUGGACAAUGUUGAAGGCGCCCAGCGAGAGCUCAUGAAGUACUGGAAUCGCGUGCAAGGGAAUAGGUGGUUGGUAGCGAAGAUGUUUGGUGUAUUGAUGAUAUUCUUCCUGUUGUGGGUGUUGAUUGCUGGAUAAGAGCUUCGUCCUGUCCCUGGCAGGUUUGAAGGCGUUGAGUGGCGUUCCUAGACCCAGGACAGCGGGUAUGUUCUAUGGCGUUGCAGACCUAUGCAGGCGUUGCAUACUUUUGGCGAGCGAGCAUUGCUUUGUAUCACUAAACCUUCCUUUUUUUCUUCACUGCAAGUAUUGGUACAGGAACCAAAGACGGUGUUCCGCUUAUUCCCUUUAAUAUGUCUGGCAAGGCCCACAUUUUGGCCUUUUUCUUCGUUACAGACCCAUCUUGUCUGCAAGGUGAUUGGAUUGUCAAGACUAAGGGCUGGAGCCCCGAGGAAUAACAGCCAGGUGUCUCAAUAUGGC
This is a messenger RNA of Westerdykella ornata, 1597 nucleotides long. Its product is annotated as t-SNARE. NCBI's taxonomy places the organism in Eukaryota, Fungi, Ascomycota, Dothideomycetes, Pleosporales, Sporormiaceae. The record is from RefSeq and is a predicted model, not a curated record. Gene Ontology annotation, cellular component: Golgi membrane; SNARE complex; endomembrane system. Gene Ontology annotation, biological process: vesicle fusion; endoplasmic reticulum to Golgi vesicle-mediated transport; intracellular protein transport. Gene Ontology annotation, molecular function: SNAP receptor activity; SNARE binding. The transcript is spliced from 2 exons. Bases 227 to 1258 code for a protein of 343 amino acids.